AUGAUCGAGCAACUUAAAAAUUUUAUUCGUCAUGGUAAACAGGCAAAACAAACACCUUUUCAAGAAAAUCCAAAACCACUGAAUCCCGAAGAAAAUUUUAGAGAGAAUCCAGAAGUAAAAUCAAGAGUAGAUGAUGCAACCGUUGCUAUGAUCGUAGCGGAAGAAAAAGAAGAAAAAAAUAAAAUUCCAACGUAUCCUGGUUUAGAAAGAUAUAUAUUCUUGGAAAAAAUGGGAGAUGGCGCAUUCAGUAAUGUGUAUAAAGUAUUAGAUACAAGUGAAAAAAAGAAAGUUGCAAUUAAAGUGGUGCGUAAACGUGAGCUUAAUCAUUCACAGGAGAAACAUCUUCAUCGUGAUAUGAAAAAGAAGCCUCGUGCUAUUGAGAGAGCCAAUAUUCUUAAAGAAGUACAAAUAAUGCGUCAAUUGAAACAUCCAUCAAUCGUUUCCUUAUUAUCAUUUUCUGAAUCAACAGAUUAUUAUUAUCUUGUUAUGGAAUUGAUGGAAGGUGGAGAGCUAUUCCAUCAAAUUGUUAAACUUACUUAUUUCUCUGAAACUUUAGCAAGGCAUGUUAUUGUUCAAGUAGCAGAGGGAAUAAGAUAUUUGCAUGAAGAAAAAGAAAAUCUUCUUUUUGAUUCUAUUCCAAUCAUCCCUUCCAAGAAUCCACCACCACCAAAUCCCUAUGAUGAGUAUAAAGAGGAUGAAGGUGAAUUUAUCUCUGGUGUUGGUGGAGGAGGUAUAGGAAGAGUCAAAAUAGCAGACUUUGGGUUAUCAAAGAUAGUAUGGGAUGAACAGACAAAGACACCUUGUGGCACAGUAGGAUAUACAGCACCUGAGAUUGUCAAAGAUGAAAGAUAUAGUAAAAGUGUUGAUAUAUGGGCACUUGGAUGUGUUCUAUAUACAUUAUUAUGUGGAUUUCCUCCAUUUUACGACGAAAGUAUUGACGAUUUAACCGAGAAAGUUGCUAAAGGCGAAUAUACAUUUUUAAGUCCUUGGUGGGAUAAUAUUUCAGAUUCAUCAAAAGACUUGGUUUCAAAUCUUCUUGCAGUUGAUCCUGAAAAAAGAUAUACAAUCAAUCAAUUCUUUGCACAUCCAUGGGUUAAAGAUGAGCCAUUCCAACCAAGAAAAAAUUCAGCAAAAGAUAAACGUAUUGUUAGAUUCAUGGAAAAAGAUAACCGACAACAAAAACUAAAACUUGACUCACCGCUUAUUUAUGAAGAAGUAUUAGGCACACCGGGGGAAAUCAUUAGACGUAAAGAUGUAUUGUCACCAGGUAUUUCUUUGAAGGAAGCAUUUGAUGUCGGUUUUACUAUACAUCGAAUGGAAGAAGAGAGUGCUAGAAAAAGAAAGUUGAAGGCUAUGAAACCAAAUAAUGCAUUUUCAACAUUCACUGCCAAAUUAAACCCUUAUACAACCGAUAGUGAUGAUGAAAGUGAAACAGCAUCAUCACCAGAAAAAUUAUCUGUCAUCGGUUCUAAAAAUACCACCGCUUCUACCACCUCCAGUACUACCAGUGGUAAUAAGGCUACUACAAAGCAACCGGUUAAAAUGAAAACAGGAACAGGUGUUGGAUUUUCUCAAUCACUGGGAACAAACAAACAUGCUAAAGAAACAUCAAGACGUAAAGCGUUUGAGUUAAAUAUGGAAGGUGCGACUUUAUUAGGGAGAAGACGAAAAGCUUUAGAGGCAGGUGGUAUUUAA
Messenger RNA from Entrophospora sp. SA101, 1695 nucleotides. NCBI's taxonomy places the organism in Eukaryota, Fungi, Glomeromycota, Glomeromycetes, Entrophosporales, Entrophosporaceae. The record is from the annotation of a GenBank genome assembly.